AUGGCAUUCAAAUGUGCUAUCCCUAGAAGAGCCACCAUCCUCAGAGAAAGCGGCAGAAGAACAUUCAACCACUCAACAGGAAGCAAGUCACAGCCUUGCCACGCCCGUGGAGGAAACACCAGGGCAACAACCAACUACUGUGCUAAAUACAAGCCAAAGCUUCGCCAAGCACUAUAUGGGUGUAAAGAUGGGGGAGACCAAACUGCUAGGCAGACCGUGGAACAAAACAGUGGACACAAUAAAAGUGGCCUUUCCCGUCCCAAUCGUCAAAGUAACUUAGAGAGAAAUCCACAGGAAGAUAGCCAAGAUAUACGACCCUUUGGGAUUAGCUUCACUCGUCACCUUAGCUGGAAGGAUGCUGUACAGAGAAACAUGCGACGCCCGAGUACCUUGGGACUGUGGUGUUCCCAGAGAGCUAAAGAUCGCGUGGGAGAACUGGGAAAGAGUGUUGACUGGAAAAGUAGAAGUCCUAAGAAGCCAAGUCCGACCACAGAGACGCAAGCUGAGCCACAAUCAUUAGAGCCAACGCCAGUAAAUAAUCACCGGACAAAAACCACUCAAGAAACUAGUAAGCAGAUGAAGUUCUGGGAAAAAGGGACACAAGUCAAAUGCCAGGGUACGAGCAGGUUUCAGGAAGAUCAGCAACGUCUCAAUCUCCAGAAGAACGCAGAUGGUCUGUACGAAUGCAGAGGGCGUAUCCAGGGAGACUACCCCAUUUAUCUUCCAGAUGAUGCUUUGUUCAGCAAAAAGCUGGUAAUGCACGCCCACCUUCAGACUCUCCAUGGGGGAGUCAGUUUGACGAUGGCGAAGAUACGAGAGAAAUAUUGGAUACCUCGCCUCAGACGACUAACAAAGAGAGUAAUAAAUGAGUGCCGUGGGUGUAAACGCUUUCACGUAACCGCUCUAGCAAACCCAUCGACUGGAAACCUACCCAAGGAAAGAACAGAAGGAUCAGUGCCCUUCAAGUCCAUCGGAGUCGACUUUGCUGGGCCUAUCAAGUACUUCAGCAAGAAGAAAAGGGAGAUGAAGGUAUAUAUUCCAUCAUUUGCAUGCAGCUUAACCCGUGCCGUCUAUUUGGAUCUACAACCAGAUCAAACAACGGAACAGUUUUCACGCAGUCUGAAACGUUUCGUGGCGAGACGAGGACGGCUAGAAAAAAUCUUCUCCGAUAAUGGGAGAACCUUAGUUUCAGCACGCAAAUGGUUAAAGAACGUUCAACAAGAUGAGAAGAUGAACGACUGGCUAGCCAAGCAAAACAUCCAGUGGCAGUUUAAUCUCAGUAGAGCUCCAUGGUGGGGCGGUCAGUUCGAAAGGUUGAUUGGCGUCAUGAAGCAGAGUAUGUACAAAGCAAUCGGAAACGGUCACCUGCGCUGGCAUAAAUUGGAAGAGGUCAUCUUGGAUGUGGAGACAACCCUUAACAACAGACCUCUUGGUUAUAAAACCAAGUACCUACGGAAAUGUAAGGGCGUCCUAUGGAAUAGAUGGACAACCGAGUACCUAAAGGCCCUAAGAGAGCGUCACGAUCUCAACCAUCAAACGGAAGAAGCUACCUUAAAAGAAGGAGACGUGAUCUUUAUCAAGGGAGAGAAGCGUAAGAGGCAAAUGGAAGUUGGUGUAGUGGAACGCCUGAUUCAAGGUCGAGACGGAGUGAUAAGAGGGGCGCAGCUUCGAGCUGGGAAGACACACCCUGAGAGACUACUGCAGCUACUGUAUCCUCUUGAAUUAACUUGCGACAGAUCUGAACGAAGGAGAGGAGAGACGCUAAGAGCUGAUGCCAGAGAAUUCCUGCCGGGAAGAGCCGCAGCAGAUGCACGCCAGCGAAUAGCUGCUAUAGCUCAAGACGAACUAAACGAGGAUUAG
This is a messenger RNA of Pocillopora verrucosa, 1860 nucleotides long. NCBI's taxonomy places the organism in Eukaryota, Metazoa, Cnidaria, Anthozoa, Scleractinia, Pocilloporidae. The record is from RefSeq and is a predicted model, not a curated record.